This is a messenger RNA of Labeo rohita (rohu), 3010 nucleotides long. RefSeq names its product cAMP responsive element binding protein 3-like 2 (gene creb3l2). The coding region runs from base 403 to 1974 and encodes 523 amino acids. NCBI's taxonomy places the organism in Eukaryota, Metazoa, Chordata, Actinopteri, Cypriniformes, Cyprinidae. The transcript has 12 exons. Gene Ontology annotation, molecular function: DNA-binding transcription factor activity, RNA polymerase II-specific; cAMP response element binding. Gene Ontology annotation, biological process: regulation of transcription by RNA polymerase II. The record is from RefSeq and is a predicted model, not a curated record.
AAAGCUAAUUUGUGCGUAGUGUUUACAAACAGCGUAGCAAAAUAUAAACUUCCUUAAAAGCGCAUACAAUAAUUUUUGGUUGGAAACAUCCGGAACGUUUCCUGAAAUGUUCACAGCCGCAAACAGUCUUUUGUAAACAAAUUUUGCAACUCCCAUCAUUUCCACGCCCCGAAUUCCUUUUCGCUUGAGAAGGGGCGACAUUUCUCAAGGAAGCUGAGAGGAAAGUUCCGACAACACUGGCGACAGACGCGCAACUUGUACCCAACUUUGCGCUGACAGUUCAGAAUUCACUCCGAAUCACGAUCUGACGAGUCAUUUGACGGAUAAGCUGACAAACGGUCGUUUGUGGAGUCGUUGAAGCGACGCUGUGCGUGACGAUUUACUACAGACGCAGAUCGAGGCAUGGAAAUAAUGGAUAGCGGGGAACCGUUUUUACAGUGGGACAAAAAUCUCAGCGAAUUGUCUGAACCCGGGGAAAACGACAUUUUAUACAGCACUCACUUCACCGAGCUGCUGGAUGAUCUGUCCCAAGAGGCUUUGCUGGGGCAGCUGUUAAGCGACCCGUUCCUGUCCGGCCGUGGAGAUGCUAUGGACACAGAGGAGGAUCUGACCCCUGCGUCUCCAGUGCCGCCACACAUUCAAGCCGAACACAGUUACUCACUGUGCGGAGACUCGCGCCCACAGUCGCCCCUCUCCCAUCUGCCUGGAGAGCCUGGCAGUGAUGCCGGUGAUUCAGACAAUGACGAGUGGCCCAUGGAGCAGGAAGAUAAAGGGCUGAAGAUGGAGCCCCUGCUGUGUGACCCGUCGCCCGUCCUGCUGCCCACCCUGACCCUCACUCUGACCCCUGAGGGUCCUGCCACUGAGCCCGUGACUGACGCCUCUCUGACCCCUCAGGCCGCACAGGUGAACGAGGACAGUGAGAGUUUCAGCCCUCAGAUUAAACUGGAGCCACACGAGGUGGAUCAGUUCUUAAACCUUUCACCCAAAGGCCUGGAGUCUCUGCAGAUGCCGCCCACUCCUCCCAGCUCUCACGGCAGCGAUUCGGAGGGCAGUCAGAGUCCCGUUCACCCCUGUGCUCCCGCCAGUCCCACACAGACCCCCGCUGUCCUCAAGGUGGCGCCAAGAGCCCCAUCUUCCCUCUCCAACUCUCCUCUGCUGACGGCACCCCACAAACUGCAGGGCUCCGGUCCUCUCCUGCUGACAGAGGAGGAGAAACGCACGCUCAUCGCCGAAGGAUAUCCGGUGCCCACCAAACUGCCCCUGUCCAAAGCUGAGGAGAAAGCACUGAAGAAGAUUCGCAGAAAGAUCAAGAAUAAGAUUUCAGCACAAGAGAGCCGCAGGAAAAAGAAAGAGUACAUGGAUGCUUUAGAGAAGAAGGUGGAGACAUGCUCCAACGAGAAUAAUGAGUUACGCAGGAAAGUUGAAACACUGGAGUGCACCAACAAGUCUCUGCUGCAGCAGCUGCACUCGCUGCAGGCGGCGGUGGCAGGAAAGGUCCCGCGGUCCUGCCGGGUGACGGGCACCCAGACCUCCACAUGUCUCAUGGUGGUGGUUCUGUGUUUUUCAGUGUUCUUGGGGAGUUUCUACCAAGGUCUGAGUCCCUGUUCCUCCAUCACCAAAACAGACCUGAGCAGAGAGAUCUCCAUACAGGACUCGUACACCACUACAGUGAAGUCCCGAAACCUGUUGUCCAUUCCGGAGCACGGGGGUCUGGACGAGCCUCAUCAUCCCGUCGGGCUGGGCGGGGAAUAUCCUGAAUGGGACCGUCAGGCUGAUGUAAUGGCAGCUUGGCGUUUAGAACAGCAGCACAAACAGGAACAGGCGGAGCUACGCGAGGCAGAGCCCCGCCCACUCAUACUAAACACCAAUGAAACACGAGCGCAGAAGGCCAUUCUCAUAGACCUGCACUCACACAGGUCAAACGAGACGGCUAAAGUCAUACAGCUGGAGAGGACGGUCAACGAGACGUCCUGAGAUCUCUUCUUCCUCUCCCCUGCAGCGGCGGGGGCGAUAGGCUUCGUAUUUAUAGUAUUGUUUUACUUUAGAUGUCCUUUUUUUAAAAUAAACACAAAAACUCAAAAACGUAUUUUUAUUCAAUUCCAGCAGUAUAUCGAAUUUUGAUACUCAUGUACACUAUUUUCUUUUUUAUAUGCUUUGAAUUUGUUUUAAUAUUCCUUCUUUCUUUGUUUCUUCGCCUAUUUGCCCCAUGCUACUGAGAAUAUGUGUAGUAAUAUAUUGAAUACGCAUCUGUUUUCGUAUUCGCACGACGAUGAUAAUGGCAUCAUGUAGCAUGUCAAUCAAAAUGCAGUUCCAAAGAUUGAUGAAAACAGUGCAAAAGCUCUGUUUACAGUUUGAAGAUGGCAGAUAUCCAAAGCAUUUGUCUGAAUUUGUAAAUAUUUGCAGUAUCCUCUAUUGUAAGUGUGUUGGGAGAGAUAUGAAUGAAUGUCAUGGAGGGCAAUAAAAGAGGGAAAAUAUGGACUUGACAUGAAAAGGACGGACGCUCUCCAUCCCGUAUGACGUUGCCCUCUUUAUUAAGGACAGAUGGCCCUUUUUGUCCUCAUCUGGCCACCAUCCAGCCCCCGUCUGCGCUCUUCGGGGAGUAAAAGACGCUCGCUGACAAGUCUGGCGUUCUCUUGCUCUGAUAUGAACGGUUGUGACGACCUGAGUCCUGAGCGAUCUGCAUUCAGGCGUGCCGUGGACUCGCUUGCACUGCGUCCCCGUAGAAUUGAUCUGUUAUUUAUUAUUUUUAGCAUGCCUGCCAUCCUCUUAUCCUGGAAACAAGAGCAUUUUGAAGGAGAUGGUUUUGUCCUGAUGCGACGCAUUCGGAUACAUCUGCAUUGUCACGCAGUUGUCAUGUAUUUGGCAUAACGUCUUAAUUACGUUACACUUUCAUUGCAUCGCAAUGCAGUUUCAGGCUCUUAAAAUGAUCUUCCUGAAAUCACUCUGCCUUGUUCAUGUUUUUUCUUCAAGCAAAUAAAUAUUUUCCUUAGUAAAAGCAUUAUAAAUCAUG